This is a messenger RNA of Phymastichus coffea, 11055 nucleotides long. RefSeq names its product meiosis-specific coiled-coil domain-containing protein MEIOC-like. Gene Ontology annotation, biological process: mRNA stabilization; female meiosis I; meiotic cell cycle. The record is from RefSeq and is a predicted model, not a curated record. Gene Ontology annotation, cellular component: cytoplasm; nucleus. The transcript has 3 exons. Bases 7 to 1017 code for a protein of 336 amino acids. Lineage: Eukaryota; Metazoa; Arthropoda; Insecta; Hymenoptera; Eulophidae.
AACGGUAUGGUAGACAAUGAGCUGUUUACUCGGUUGGUAAAGCAACGCCAACCGCAUCAACAGCAACAGCGUAUAAAAAAUAUGCAAACUCUGUCGCCCGCUGCUGAUGUCCUCUUCAAUGCGAGUUUGAUGCAGAAUGCUAGUGCUGGAGUGUUUCCUAGUCACACGGUUAUGCCAAUUCCAGUGGCCGUACCGCCACCGUUGUCCAUAUUUGACAGCGGUUUAGGACUUAGGAAUGGCACAACUGCUAGAAGGUCUGGCCCAUCUCGCAUACUAUUCUUAAGACUGGAACAAACUUAUGAACAGUUCAAACAACUCGAGAAAGAGCGCAAAAAAUGUGAGGCUGGAUUGGCUGCUCACUUCCCUGGAAAGAAGGUUACGAGUGCUAAUAACAUACCAAUUCCAAGACUCCAGGGCAGUCCAUCCAGAGUAGACCGCCUCAUUAUUGAUCAUUUUCGGGAACAUGCCCGCGUUAUCACACUCAUAGCAAAAAUGGAACGACUUCGUGGUGCUGACAUGAAUCAACGUGUGCAUAAAGCUAUGGAACACUGGCUCGAAGCUAUUAAAUUUGUUCAGGAGUGUCGCAAACAAGAAAUUACCAAUGCCGCUAAAAGACAAAAAGGAAAUCUACAUUGCAUUUCUAUCCAUGACGAUAAUGAUAUAUUAGCGUUAGCCGAUAGCAUUUACAAACUAACAAAAGCUUCACGUUACGCAAGAACAGCUAUGUACAACGCCAUGCAAACGACGCUUCUUUACAACAGUGAAAUUGAAACGAAGAUCAUCGAGACACAUCAGGACGUUGUAAUAGAGCUUCAGCCCAAGGAACCUGAAGUUGUGACUAAUGAGUUUCCAUUACCAUUGGUACCGUUAGUGCCGUUGGUGCCUCCUUCAGAGCCUGAAGAGAUCGCUAUCGCUGAAGCAAAAGAUGAUAAAGCAACUGUCGACGAAGCUGCUGCUGCUACUGCUACUGCUACUGCUACUGCUAUUGCUACUGCUGUCGCCGGAAAUCGUACUUAAAAGAAAUGUAAGCCAAAGCGAAGCAGUCGGAAACUUGUGCAAAAUGGCUCUUCUAUGCUUGUUCACACUCACUGUGAGUCUGUUCCUUUUCAAAGUUUUCGGCGCCUAAUCUUUUCCAAGCUUUUCUAAUAGUUUAUCAAUGGACGAAAUUGGUAGUCAUAAAAAUGGAGUUAAGGGCAAAUGAUAAUUAUAUUAAAAAAUAAUACUCAUAAUAUUCUUGGUGCUAACCAAGUUAACCAUUGCUCGAAACGCAGAACCUCGAGAGCUUUCGUUUGAUGUCAUCGUAUUGUUUUAUUAAAAUUGUCUGUAUAGAAACAUACAACAAUGUUCUGAAUGUAACGAUCAUGCGAACGUGUGCUGCUUCGUCAUCUAAGGACGAAGAAAAAAAAAAUAAAAUCGCGUAAUUGCUCUGGAGGUUGGCAGCGGCACCUCUCACUGCACCGGUUAACUUUUAUAUUUGUUACUCGUGAUUCCGUAGUUUUUUAAAACAAAAAUGCGCUUUCAAUAUGUGUACCCGAUGCCGAAUUCGCACACCUGGACCCAUAUUGAGUAUUGAUGAUUCAAGUGGUCGGUCCACGGUAUGUCGUUAUAUCGGCUAUUUUAACGCACGAAACUUCCAGUCAGACUAAAAAAAAUUAAAACUUGGCUGGGGAUACGACGCAGCGAGAAACGUUCCAUGUGCUUUCUAUUUCGAUGAUAUUUUUUCGUUCAUUUUUCUUCUACUAAAACAUUUGGUGUUGAUUUGAUUGCAUAUUAGAGAUUCAAUGUCAAGGAUUAUUAAGAUUGUAAUAUUUGAUUUUAUAUUUUAAUUAUAGACUGGAAUUGUUAUUUAAUUGAUUGAAUAAGAGUUGUGAUGAAUCUUGAUAAACUUUUGCACGUAAAUACAUUUUACAAUUUAAUACUACAGCUUGGUAUUUGCCAUCAAAAACUUUAAUCAAGUGACUGUGGAUUUAACUUUAUAAGAAAAUAGAUAACGUUUAAUGUCGUAUUUGACAAAUUUUGAAAGUUUGCAUUUUUGUAUUGGUUAAUAAAGUAAAACUGAUUUUUUAGGUGAAAAUUUCAUAAGAAGGAAAAAACAUUGCAAAUUGAUAUGUAAUUUUGAUUAUUUAUAUUGAAAGGGUUCGAGCCUUUCUUGCUGCUGCGUGAGUUAAACUUGAGCCGGAUUUUCUACCACAAUUUGCUUAUAACUAGAUGAAAGUUUCAGGUCAAUCUCUGGGUCUAUACCACCGAGUUUUACCGAAUGUGUUAGUUCAAUCGCUAGAUACAAUUUGUUAGAAUAGUUCAAUGUGGCCUUCCUUAAGUAUGUGACCCAUAUGAUGCGUGUGUGUGCUAAUCGAUGCGAUUUCAAAGCUGCGAAAAAAUAUUUCACAUGUGCGGUGUGAUUAACAGCCGAAAGAUAGAAUUUUCGGUGCGUGUAGGCGUGUGUUAUUUGGUAUUGAUGUUGCAAGUUAAUCUUAACAAUCUAAAGAUAAUGCUGUCCACUGUACUGUAAUAAUAGCUUUAUUUAAUAUAUAUAUAUAUAUAUAUAUAUAUAUAUAUAUAUACACUCAUAUGUAUGUAUGUAUAUAUUGAGCUUCCAUCCGUGUAACCCAAAGAUCAACGAUAGAAUUAGAUGCCUACAACGACUGGCUGAUUCGCGGUCUAUGAGUAAUGUGCUAUAUUUAUUAUUGCCGAUGAACAGAGGUUAUGAAGAAUUUAACUUAAGCAAUAAAAUGAUCAAUUAUCUAAGUAAUUGAUUAUUUAAUAAAAAUAAAAGAGAUAAGAGUUUUAUAACUUGUAAAAAACUUGACAAAUUAAUAACGUGGAUUUAAUCACCUGCGAGUGUUCGCUUAUAUUCUAGAAAAAAUUAUUUGGAAUUGGAUUACGCGGAUGAUGGCUUAACCGAAUGAGUAUAAUUUUGUCGUAAUGUACGAAUAUGUGUGUGUCAAUAGACUUUAAUUCGCGUAUGUGAAUUGCGCACUUACACUACACGUUAGUUCGAUCCUCAAAGGUUUUCUUCCAAUCCAGUAGAACGUUGAUGACAUGAUUUUUUUAGAUAAUAGCAAUUUUUGACUGGUAUGCUGUAAGUUUUUUGAACUCAAGCGGUUUUUUUGAGAUGAAUUGUACAUUGCAUAAAAGGGAAAAGCAUAUUGAUUCUCGAAAUCAUUUCUCUUCGUUGUAAUAUCUUUAUUAAUUUACUAUUCAGAAAAGCAGUAAAUCUGAUUAUUAUUGUAAAUAAUCUUGGCGACCUGCUUCAAUUAAUUCAUUCUUUUGUGGUUCAGAUGAAUUUACACAAAUUGAUUCAGUAAUUAUUUUAGUAUUUUUCAAGUACUUUGAAAACAUUAAUAUUGAUGAAAUUUCUAUACAGACAUGUGAUUUAUUGAAUAUUUUAUUUCAAUAUAUUUUAUGCUAAAUUUCACAACAUUAUCGUAUCUAUUACAAGCUUUUAAUUUUAAUUUCUUUUACACUACUUGCGUUUAUUAACAAUGUGUUAUUUCCAGACAAAAAAGAAAAUGAUAAAAAGUUGGUUUUAAAACUAUAGUUAGAUAAUUGGAGUAAAAAAUACACGAUUUACUAUUUGAUUAGCUGUGUAUUUUGAAUGAAAGUAUUUUACAAUCAAAUAAGAAAAACAAAAAUUUUUUUUUGUACUUGAGAAGAAAUUGCUUUUUUUGCAUGAGAUGCAGUCGUUGAUUUUGUGGCAAAAUUGGAUUAUAAAUUUGCUUUUGAAAAUUUCAUGUGUCAAUGUUGACUUGUGUAAAAAUAUGUAUUGUUUGUUAUAUAGAAGAGAUGUAUUGCUAUGCGAAGCCUUUUUAUUUGUAAUCGUACAUAUCAAAAGUAGAAAAUUAAAAAUCGUUUUUAGUUAUGUAUAUGAUAAUAAUUUAUUUUUAAUGUUAUAAAAACAAUUGAAAAAAUCUAUGUACAAGCAAUGCAUGAAUCAUAUGAUUGAUUAGUAGAAUAAAGUACCACGAAAGAAUUUUGUUGACGAUUAUAAUAUUGGUAAAACAAAUAAUCAACGAUCUUACUAAAAAUGCUUUAAUCAUUUAAUAGAAAUAUAAUGAAAAAUGUAAUUUGUUCAAUUUUUGGGCACAUUAGUUUUGUUCUAAUUUAGUUCACUAUUAUCAAUAAAAAAUUUUUUUUCAAUUUCUUUGUUUUUUUUUUGUUAUCUAACAUUAAUUUCUUUAAUAAUAUCUUAUCUGUUUUACGUGAAUCUUCUCUUUCGAAUUGUACAUGAUUCUUUACUACAUACUACUACAUACUAAUGAGAUUUACUACAUACGUUAUUAAAAAAAAAGUUUUUUCUCUUAUGCUAUCUACAUUUAAUUGCAGAAAACUGUUGAUAAUUUGUGUUUGCGAGAAAUGUUGUUAAUUAAAAAAUGCUAGAUUUUUUAUAAACAUAUGGUACACGUUACUGUAAUCUUUCAACUGGUGCUUUUAUAUUAUUUUCAGUAAGUUAUGAAAUGUAUUUCCUAAUCAGCAUUUUUUAAAAUUUAAUUCAUUAUUCCUUAAAAAAAUUAGGAAUUUGUUUGUAUUUUAAAAAUUUAAGCGUUGAUCGAAGUGUAUAAAUACCGGAUAUAAUAAUUCACUUGAAGACUAAUACUGUAAGUUUUUUCUUGGAAUGAAUACAAAGCUUCUUUAUUGUUACAGGGUUAAGAUAAAAUGUCCAUUAACCAAUCUUUACAUAAAAAAUCCUUAUUGAUUCAAUCAACUCACUUAGUACAGGAUUUAUACAAAAGGGUUUUUUUUGUAACGGUUUAAUGGUUAUCACAAGAAAUGUUAUUUAGUUAAGUUGAUAUAAAACGUCGUUCUUUAAUUUUCUAAAAAGAACAGAAGAGCUUAAAUGAUUUUUAAUUGUUUUUUUUUAUAUUAAUGAUUGAUCUUAGUCUGAUAAAAAGUCUGCUUCAUUAAAUACAUAUUUAUCUAUUGGAAUAGUUAUCGUUUUGCCUAUUUUUCACUAGGCAUUCAUUUGCUUUAGCUUUAGAAAAAAGAGAUUAGAAAUGGUACUAACUACAAAAACUGUUUAUCUUAUUCAGAAAUAUUAGAAUUUUCAUUUAUUAUACAAAAGCCUGAAUGAAUGUUUUCCAACUCGUUUUUAAAACUGAGAAACUUCAAAACUUAAAUAUAAAACAACUACGACAAGCGAAACAAUAACUUUAUACGAUCAAAAAUGUUCUGCAAAUUUAAUAAGAAAAGUAAACAAUGCUUGACUUGAAAAUUAAUUUUAAAUAUUUUAUAGAUGUAGUAGAACAAAAUGUUGAGCCGUACUUUCAAAAUAAGCCUUUAUGAAAAUAUAAGUUCUUUCGUCAUUAGCGAAUUGAGAAUUUUAGCGAGUUAGAAUAAUGGUUUGAUGUAAUUAGUUAAGAUUAAAUGUCCGAACGGCCAUUCAAAACACUGUAAAGGUAACAUUUUUGCCGCGAUUUCGCGCUUUUCCAAGAAAAAAAGUAAAAUGUAUUUAAAAUUGGAUUCAUUAACGGGAAAACCGGAAUUAACUUUACUCACUAGGAUGAAAAAUACUGAAUAUUUAAAAGUUUUACGGUCUUUCCUAAUAAUAAAUGAUUGAUCGUGAUAACAAUGAAACUUCUGUGUAUCACAAAGUUCUUCAAAUAGAAUUUUGUCAAAGUCAAAUAGACUAGAGAUAAAAGAAUACAAUUUAUUACCCUAUCAAAGUAAUGGAUAACUAUUAAAUAAUUGGAAAUGUAGACUUUGAUGACAAUCGGUGUUACUCGUUUUACACCUUGUAUAUCAUUUCAGCUAUGGUAGUAGUUUAUAUGUACUAACUAAUAUUGAGAGAAAAAUAACGAAAUGACAUUUAAAAUGUAAAUGAUUAUAUCAUUAAAUGGGCUGUGUUUAGUAAAGAAAAGGACAAACAAAAAUUUGUAAACUCUGUGAGUGCGCCGCGUGAGUUUUGAACCUAAACCUGUCGGUUCAAAUCAGCUUUGUUUUCAUAAGUGUAAUGUAUCGACACAAAAACGAUAAAUCAAUCGAAGUGAUUUUCGAUUAAGAGAUGUUUUAUCAUUUGAAAACGAAGAAACGAAGAAAAACUGAAAAAAAGAAUAGAAACGAAUAAAAGUCGGAGUAUGAAAGUAAACAGGAGAGGAAAGUAAAUAAGCAUUAUAGCUUAUUAAAAAAAGAAAACAAAUGACGCAUAUCUACGGAGGGCAAUACGAAACUGUCUCCGAAAUAAUCGUCACAAUCCGCAAGAACAUGUUUUACAUGUACUUUGCAAAUAUAAUUACACAACGACCACCGUGCACACGUUGUACCUAAUAAUUAAUAAUUAACUGAGCUAAAUUAAUUGUAGUAAAGUCCGUCAUUAAUUGUCAAUAAUGUUGUACCUAUACACGGAGUAUGAAUGAUGACUCGUUGUUUGUAGGCUUUAACGCGUCUAUGAAAGGCUGUAAUAAUAAAAUGUUAGAAUGGUCCAAGCUGUGGUAAUACUUUUGUAAAUGUGCUCAUUUUUCAAAUGACUUUUUUAAACCACAUCGAUUAUGUUUCUUUAUUGUCAAUUGAUUUCAAUAAAAUAAAAAAAGUAUAAUACCAAAAGACUUAGAUUUUAUACGAAGACAAAAUUAAUUAAGAUGUUAAAGUUUUAUUGAUGAGUUCAAUUGACAAGAAGAAACAAUAAUAAAGUAUACUAUCCUUAACAAAAUAAAAAAAAAUAAAAAAGAAAAACGUGAAAAAAAGGAAGAAUAAAUAACACGUAAUUCAGAGUUAAUGAAAAAAAAAACAAAGGUCUUAUCAAAGUCAGGACUGUAUUUACUAUUAAGUCGAAAACUGAGUAAAGGCUAUUACUUGGGCUGAUUGAUACGACUGUAGGGUUUGGGUAGAAAUACUUUAGCUGAGGAAGUUAUCGUAAGCAUAUUAGCGUUUAAAUAAUCUUUUAACCGUCUUAAUAACUAUCUGUGACAUGCAAGUCUAGAUGUGGGAGCUCUUGUCAAUGUUUUUACGUAAUAGUAAAAGCAAAAAACAGACGUCAUACGUAUGUACGUUUGUAUAUAGUUAUAGCGAUGUGCGAGCUGUGUGUUUGGACCCAUGAGCAAUUUUUCACGAUCAGUUUAUUGAUUUGUUUGCUAUGGAAAAUCCUAACUUACGUACUAUUGUAUACCGUAAGGUUCUGGUUUCCGGUGCAAGCUCAACAAAAUAAUGCCGAGCAACAAGUAUGAUGCAACGAAUAAAAUAAAUCCAUUUUAAGGCCUUUGUACAUUAGUUCGGAAUCUCACUUCUUCGAAAGCCCGAAUGCGCGCAUUCAAGAGACAGAUCGAUCUUUAGCAUGAACAUUCGCGUAGUGAUUAUUCCGUUUCUCCGAAAACAUCUGUACCCUUUUUUUAUCGGAUCAUUUGUGUGAAGUGGCUUGGAGAACGAACAACUUACUUUCGUUGAUAUUUGUACGAAAUGAACAAUCCUAUAACUCCUGUAGACUUAUAUUCUUCGUUGUGUGCUUUCACACAUUUUAUUAUUGCGUGCUUUUUCAACCAAUAACAUACGUUUAUAUUAUUUUCUACUAAACAAUGCUUUUUUAAUAACUCGAAAUGCCGGAAAUUUUUAUUAUCAAUUUGAUAGUUUGGGAUGAUUAGCUGUAACCUAGUGGGCUUAUAUAUAAAAUAUUUAACGUAUUUUGAAUCCAUUAAGCUCAAUUCUUCAUAUGUGUAAACUAACUAAUACUGUAUUGGUCCUGAUAAGCUUUAAUUGUAGUUAUAAUCGCAUGUAUCUGUUAUACACAGUUUAUCAAAUGUUAAUUUCUCACGGCACGUAAUUUAUACGGCUUAAGGUAGCAAUUUGUUAUAUUAAGAACACUCAAGAAUCAUUUUAGUUGUAACUGAUAGUAGUGUAUGAUUAGUAGAGACUAUGAUAACGAGAUAAAACGAAUCAAUUAGGCGAAAAUUUGAUGCAAUUUGUAGCACUCGCGAACAACUGUAGUAUCGACGAGCCAGUAUUAGAUUUACAUUAGUCUUUCUACGAAUAGGAAUACCGGUACCAAUUCAGUGUUAGUUAUAAAUUUGAAAGUUUAUUGGUAAUUGUGAAGCUGAGACUUGAAUUAAUAUAUUUAAAAAUAGGACCAAUAUGCCGUUUUUCAUGAAUAACAGUUAAAAAUAAAUAAUCAACGAGUAACUUGGCAAUAGUUAAGAAAACUUUUCUCCGACAGUUACUAAUGAGUGAUAUGAGUUACUUCUAAUGAUUUAUUUGACUUGAACAAUCAUUUCCUACGUGCACUUAUUUUUGUAAGUGAAUGAAAUAAAGAUUUUCAUUCAAAACAAAGAGACUAAUGUAAGGGCACGAAAAUAAAAUUCUAGAUAGAUUUUGUCGAUAACAAGUACAUAAAUGUGCAGGUGAAGGUCUAUUAUUAAAAUGAUAUUAUUUACACAUAUUUAUAUCGAAGCAUACUUAUAUAGAGAUGUUUAAACGUCGAAGAGGAAAUAGUCUUGCCACGUCUGGCUCAAAGUAGCUAUAUAUAUAUAUACACACACACAUGUAUGUGUACAUAUACAUAUAAUAAAAUGGAAACUGUCGACGACGAAUCGGUAUUUGAAUUUUAGCUCGCUAGUGAAAAUAAACAAAGUAAAGGCAGAAAAGCGCAUUAUUAGAUAAUCGCAACUUACAGAGUGAACAUGUUAGCGAACAAAAAGUUUAAUUAGAUGAAGAAACACCAUCUGCUUUGAAUUUAAUAGUCAGUGAGGCGCGACAAAAGACUAGAUUAUAAUACGAGAUUUUGCCGUUUGUACUACUACGCAGAUACAACUUACACAGGCAUUUUCUUUCUUGUUUCUUUUGCGAUGCGCACCCACGUGCGGACAAUCAAACUGUAACGAAGCUUCGCGCUCGUUCCGUCAAUUAAAACGAGCCGCUUGCAUUGCCGUCAUUGGAUUUGAUGUUUGCCCGUAAGUGCUUUCCCUCACUUUCAUCCAUUACCGCGGUAAUUCAUCGUCUUUCAACUACUCUUUCAUCAAAAUUACAUUAUCGCGGCUCAAAUAAAACUGUUCGUAUGUUGGGUCGACUACCAAUUCGAUUAUACAUGCAUCACGGCUGCAGAGAUGAAGCCCUUAUCAGUGUUACAACAUUGAAUGCACAUUAUGCCACAACAAAGUGUUAUUCGAUCUUCGCUUAUAAAUAAUGUAUGAUCGUUUGAUUGUUUCACUUGUAUAUUUGCGUGAUAAUGAACGAGGUUGCUCAUCAUCCUACUUUAAAUAUGAUUACAAUUAUUGCAGUCUCUCGAUUCUAUUCAAACUAUUAUUUGCGACAAGACUUUGAGAGUGAUGUCAAAAAACACAUUUUCAUUGUAUACUUCAUGUCAAUCGGUAUUAAAUUGUAUAAGAAUCUCUAACGACGGCGUAUCUGUGAAUUUUGACAAAUUUAAAGUUGAAUCGUUUUUUAUGUAUAGUCAAUGUAUCAAAAUAUGCGAAAUGAUCUACACGCAGUCUUUAACGAGUAUCGAAACAUAUAAUUUACUUAAGAUUAUUACGCUGAGAAAGGGUAACUAACUAUGUACUUUUUUAUGAUUGAGCACUGAGCAAUUUUUUUCACUGCUAUAUAUAUGUAAAAUUUCAUUUGUACGAAACUUUUUUACAUUCUUACCACUAUUUGCGAAACCGGUUAUUAAUAAUGAUCGCAAAUAUACACUCGUCGAUUAGUUCAAGCUUUUAAUAAGGACUAAUAUGAUUUUAAUAAUAAUUAAGUAAUGUACGUUCAUUCGUACUAACUGACAAUUUUUCAAGUAAUAUUAAAAGUUUCACUGAAUAUCAAAAAAAUACGUUAGUGGCAUCAAUCCACGAGACUUCCUCGCUCCAACAAAGCAUAGCUGUAAUCAAUAGUUAGGGGUUUUCAGAAAAAUAACAAACUACAUAGUAUGCCAUUACAAAUAACAAUUACACUCUUAACUGUUAAAUCUCGCUUUCAUCUGUUUUCAUGUUAAAUUUGGACGUAGCGAACGAUCGAACAAUUUUCAAGCAACAAAUAGCAAAACAUAAAUAAAUGAUAAACCGUGGUUUGCAAUUUUUUCGAUACGCGGUGUGACGAUGUCAUAAAAGUAAAUAUAAAAAUUAAUAUAAAAGUUGAUAGAUAAAAAGGUUAGCAAAACAAUAAUUUGAUAGAAUUUACGAGGGGAAAGGUAGAAACGAAAGAGGAUAAACAAAUAACAGUUAUCGCGCAACACACAAAACAAAAAGAAGUGAAUGCGAGAGGCUGAUAGGUGAGAAAGGGAUAUUAGUUGAAUAAUGCGAGAUGUGAGCUUAAAUAUAUCUGCCUGUAAAACUCCUGUUUGUACCUUACUAGUUUAUUAUAUAUGCGAUUGCUACAUCGAUUGUAGAAGUGCGAAUGUCUACGUGAGUGUCUGUGAUUUCUUGAGGACGUCGUCAAAAUAAAUGUGAAGAGGAAGUUUACGAUUCUUCUGCAAAUAACUACGAGCAUUGUAACUGACAUAAAACUCAUUUGUACGCUUUUAUAUCACUUUGCUUUCUCUUCUUUAUUCUUAACGAUGCAAAGCAGAAGCGUUCCUGUCAAAGUACCGUCUUUCUCGUUGCAUGCGAAUCGGCAUGUUUUUAAUAACUAACUUGCUAAAGAAAUUGAAAAUAAAAUAGUAAAAGGCCGAAAUAUCGAUCUCGGAAAAGACGGAGACUUUUACCAGAUUUGUUUUAGCAUUUUUAACGCAAUGUCAAGAUCGUAGUUGGAAUUUACACAAGUGCACGAGACGCACUUAUUCGUCGAGUGAAACAAAUUGUAACUGCGUGGUAGAUAACGUAGUUGUUGUAAAUUGCAAGUAGAAGGAAAGUGUGUCGCCUUAUGAAGCGUAGAUCAUUCGAAACGAUACACAACUAGCGUAUUGAAAAAUUAAAAUAAAUCUUUUCUUUCCUAUACCUAUUUCUAUUAACGAUCCUUUUUUCACGAUGCUACGUAGACGUAAUGUAAUGCCGUUUAGAUGACAAAUAACCAACAAAUAAAACUACGUUCUAUGUACACCUGCUGUGUUGAUGGUUGACAGUUACGUUUUAUUCAAAGUGUCCUUUCUAUGUCAAAUUGUUUGUCCCAUUAAAUCAACAAAAAAUGAUAAAUAAAUGGUAUCUUUCAUGU